GCCCCGGCGGGCGGCCCGGCACUGCCGCGGCGCGGCGCUGCCCGGCCGCGCUGGCCCGGCGGGCGCGCUGCCCUGCCGCGGUGGGAGCGGGCGGGCUUGGCUCCCUCUCGCGUUUUACUUCGCCGAAGUUUGGUCGGGUCCCCCCUCCCUGCGGGCUCUGCCGCGGCUCCCGAGCGCUCGAGGAGGAGACGGAGGGAGGCGGGGAGAGGCGUGUCCUGCCGGGCUGCUGCCGCCGCUGCAGCCGUUGCCGCCGCUGCUGCGGGAGGCAGAUCGGAGGUAUAAAAGACCUGGCCGGGCGGCGGCGGCGCCUCCAGUCAGUGCCUGCGCUCGGGCCGUGGGGAGAGGGGCGGCGGCGGCGGCGGCGGCGGCGCGAGCGCGGCAGGCAGCGGGGCUCGCCGUGGGCAACCCCAAUGCGUGGACUAUCGGCUGCUGCAUUAUGCUGGAGCUACGGUUCCGCUGAAGGGAGUUUGCACACGGCUGGCUGGGCUGGACUGCAGCGCUGCCGUUCCUUAUGAAGAAGGCACAAACUUGGAUUAUCACUUGCUUUUGUCUUCAACUACUCCUACUUAAUCCUCUUGUCAAAGCCCAGAGUUCCUGCGGGAAUCCGGUGACAGAUGAUGUGAAUGACAUUGCAAAAUUGGUUGGAAAUCUCCCAAAUGAUUAUAUGAUAACCCUUAAAUAUGUCCCGAAGAUGGAUAGCCUGCCUAAUCACUGUUGGUUGCAUUUGAUGGUGCCUGAAUUUUCAAGGAGUCUACAUAAUCUUCUCCAGAAAUUUUCAGAUAUUUCAGAUAUGUCUGAUGUUUUAAGCAACUAUUCAAUCAUCAAUAAUCUCACAAGGAUAAUUAAUGAUCUUAUGGCAUGUCUAGCUUUUGAUAAAAAUAAGGAUUUUAUAAAAGAAAAUGGUCAUCUUUAUAAAGAAGGUCGCUUCAUUCCUGAGGAUUUUUUUAGUCACUUUAAUAGUACCAUUGAGGUCUAUAAGGAAUUUGCAGACACAUUGGAUCAGAAUGACUGCAUUCUGCCUUCAACAGUAGAAACACCAGAGAAUGAUUCCAGAGUCGCUGUCACAAAAACAUUUUUGUUUCCUCCUGUUGCUGCCAGCUCCCUUAGGAAUGACAGCAUUGGCAGCAACACUAGCAGUAACAAAGAAGCACUUGGCUUCAUUGGCAGCUCCAGCCUGCAAGGGAUCAGCAUAGCACUGGCAUCACUGCUGUCUCUUCUUAUUGGCUUUAUUUUGGGAGCCAUAUGCUGGAAGAAAACACAUCCCAAAUCCAGAGCAGAAAGUGAUGAAACUACACAGUGUAAUGACUGUCGAGAGGAAAAUGAGAUAAGUAUGUUGCAGCAAAAAGAAAAAGACCAUCUACAAGUGUAGCUGUUACUUUUUCUCCCUCAACACUGUUACUGUUUCAUGUACUGCAGGUAACAGUUCCAUGUUCGCUUCAUAAAUGAAGCAGCUUUAAGCACAUUCGUAUUCCUUCUGGAGUGACAGACUGAGUCUGCAUCUGUUGUUGCUGCCCAUGACUCCAUAGACAUGAUAUAGAAAUGAGGACAAUUUAUGUUUGUUACUGUGAAACCAACACUGAAUUGAACAACGUUAAGAAAAGUGUGCACUGAGCAAGACUCUAUUUUAUGUGAAUAUCUACCUUGUGUGGCAUUUGGGGAUUUUUAUUUACAUUAAUACUUGCAGAUGAUUCUGACAAAGUCCUGAACAAAAAGCAUCUUUCAAAUGCCUCCAUGUGUAAUCAUUGAAAGUCAUAAAUAUGUUUGCAUCCUUAAUUUAAAUUGUGUCCUCUACCUUACCUUGGUGUCUUCGAAUGGAGUUCUCUGAACUGACAGAAAAUGCAGAAAUGGAUACAGAUAACAUACUCUUCAAUUUUGUACAUACAACUUGAAAGUAAAGUCAAGCCAUGGACCAGUGUACUAGCCUUUUACUUAUAAGGAACUGGGUUUAUGUCUGGCAAGGGUCUUGUGUACGGUGACAUGGUCUCUGUCAGGUGCCCGGUGGCUGUAUGCCCACCCCAAAAAGCUUCAAGAAUUCAUCAGGGUUGAUGGUCUCUGUUCAGGAGAAGCAAUACUGGAUGAAGAAAAAGUAAACAGGAGGUGGUAGUACAGCGUGGAGCUUUCAAGAAUUAGGACUAACUGCUGGAUAUGUGAACACUGGUGAGAUCUCCAGCCACAGAAAGGGAAGGGAGAGUAAAGAGUCUGAAUUGCGUUCAAACAUCAGAAUAAAGGCAAACCCAUGAAAUGCAUUUUAAAUUCUGAAGAUGCAUGCCAUUGAUAUCUUGUCUUUACAUAUAUAGCAUAGAAAAUUUGAAAGAUCCAGAGGGUGUAUUUAGCUUUUACUUACAUCAGCUAUAAUUAAUGUUUGCGUUGUGUUUUGAAUGAUUAAUAAGCUUUAAUAUCCUGGCAUUCUCCACUCUUAAGGUUAAUUCUCUUGAAACGUAAGAGAAAGGCUUUAUUUCCCACUUGUCUUCUGCAUCUAUUGCUGUUAUUGCAUACAUGGAAUAUGUACAGGACUGAUGUACAGACAUGCAUUUUCAAGUAAACCCCAGAUAUACCAUGGUAGAAAUUGCAAGUGCACUUGUGCAUCUUUUUGUCCUGUCUCUUUCCAGAUAAUAGAUAUGAAUCAUUUAUCUAUCUUAGGGGUUUGUACUUCAGAAUGUAGAGGUCGCUCACCUCAAAUGACAAACUGUCUUAACAGCCAGUAAAUAGGUCAGUAAGAGUUUUAAUUUAAGUAACUUAAAAUAAAAAAACUCUUUUAAUGUUUUUCAUAAAGUUGAAUUUAUCUUUAAAGUAUAUAAUUACUUAAUUUUUUAAGAAUUCUUGUGGAUGUUUUAAUCAUCUACAAAAUUUUCUGGGAACCAAAUGUCAAAAGAGUAUGACAUACAUAUAUAUGUAUGUGUAUUACUGGUAAAACUGAUCUGUCUUUCACACUACCAAAAAGAAAACUCCUCAAAACCUUACUAAGUUUGAUGGUGGAAUUUCUGUGUGAGUAUAGCCGCUUUGCCUGGAAUUUUAGCCCCACUGAAAUCAAUAGCAAAACUUUUUUAACUUCACUGAGACCAUGAUCUGAUCAUGUGGAUCUAAUUUUCAUUUAUACUAAGGCCAUUUUGCACUGCUGGAGUGUCAUAAAGAGUCCUCAAGUCCUGUUCAGCCAGUGUACGUUCCAUUAAUGUUAGCAGAGCUCUGGGGUUUGCAGCAUCUGAGGAGCUUCUCUUAGACUAUAUCAAAAGAUGUUUAGUGUGAUAAUUUGGCUUUCACUUUUAUUCAGAAGAUGCUGAGGAACUCACUGCUUAAUGAGAAAUGAAAAGAUUCUCAGCCCUUCUAAAAAGCAAGUGCAUUGCAAGUUUCAGCUCUGCAAAAAUCUAACAACAGAAUUCUCCAUCUGCAGCUCAGUCUUAUAUGACAAUGUAUAGUUCUUUACUCUCUAGACCUGCAGACUUUAUGUUUCAACCCUAUUUAAGAGUUACCCUGAAAGAAAUGUCAGCAUGAUCCAGUAUUUGAUGGGAAAUGUGCACCUUACUGGUAAUGUGGAGAAUAACUGCCUGCAGGUUUUGACAGAGAGGAAGUGUAUCCACAGUAAAUGGAAGCAAUUAUCCUUACACAUUUUACAAAAACAUUAAGUAUUUCACCUUGCUAUAUGAUACGUUCUCAGAUCAGUUUUAUGCAUUUGAAAUCUUGCAGUAUUUUUCAUAGAUUCAGUUAAACAAAACAUCUAGUAUUUAUUAAUAUUCUUUGUUCAUAAGAAUGUUAGUUUUGCUAAAUAUGUAUUUUCCAGAAAAUCAAAUAUACAAUAGCCUUGCACAUUGGUGUGCCUCAAAUUAUACUUUGACAUUCGAAAUGCAUGGUGUUUUAAACUCCUUAGUAUACAGUGUACUGUUUGAUGAGAAAAGAGAAGAUACUGUAAAUUGAAAUAUACUCACCACAGAUAGACUGCCACAAAAUGCUCGUGUUCCAAGAGCAGCAGUCUAAAACUGUGACUAUAUCGUUUUCAAAUAAUGUCAUGUACUUUCAUCUCUGCCACAGAGCCCAGCAAAUUUAAGGGUACAUGGGAACAGAAGGAAAAUUCAUGUAUAAGUGUUCUUACCUCGCAUCACAAACAUUGUUCUUAUUUUGAAUAUGCACCAAAUGAAGCAAUACCACACAUCAUCAGCUUAGCAGAACUGUUGUGACAGCUCAUGGUUUUCCUGUGUUCCCACCCCCUUUUGAUUUGAACAUAAUAUUGCAAAGCAGAAGGACGCUUUUAGACAUUUCUGAAUACAAUAGAUUGCACGGCACUUAGAAAUGUAAUUAUGAAAUUAUUUGAAAGGUUUCUGUGCCCAGUUUGUCUACCCACUGCGGAGGCCCUUACUUCAGACAUAGUGAAAUUUUGAAAGACUACUGGCUUGUGAGAAACCUUUGAAUCAAUGGAAAUAGAAUAAGUUACUUUUCUGUAUGAGCAGUGGUAGCAGGAAUAGUCCCUUAAUUGCUUCUUUAUCCAGUUUUAAGCUAUUUGAUUUCUGAAGAAUGAUUGGUUUUUAAAUCUGCAGUUUGAGGAGACAUAGCCCAUGCAUCAUCUCAGUUAGAAAAUAAAUAUCCUUUCUCUUAAAAUAAAAUUGGGGAAAGCAAGUGAGGCAUUUUGUUUCUAUGAAAGCCAACCAUACUUGGGGUUCAGAAAUCUGUGGUUUUGUGAGAAACUAACAUUUUUAAGUUUCCUUUGGAGUAGUUGAACUUUGCAUGCAAUUAAUAGUGGCCUUGUGAGAAUAAAAAGCAGAUAGUGAUAUACUGAGUAACUCAAUGUGCUAUUUUAGAUGUGUGUUUACUUGAAUAAAUUAAUGGUACUUAUUUCAUCACAAGGUCAUUUUAUAAAUAAGCUUAUAAACAACUAACGUGCUAUACUGUGGAGUACGUGUACAACCUGCAUAUUUUUUUGGAUUCUUAUCUUCGCCAGCUCUGUUUUCUCUGUUGCUGUCUCUUUGUAAUAUGCUGAAACUGUUCAGUACACACACUACAACUAUUAAAUUGAAAAGCUAACCAUAUAUAAAAUACAGAUAUUUUGAGUUAGAUUUACAUUUAAGAAUUAACCAACAUUCUUCAAUUCAGGAAUUUGAUUCAACUAUCUAUUAAAUACAGAUCUACAGUAAUGGUGGCAUGUUACUAUUAUGUUAUCAAAUUGAUGGAACGCGGAAACUUCAGACUCUUUAGUGAUAGAGACACAGACUUUUGCUGGUUGCAUCAUGGGCAAAUUCAUAUAUUUCGAUGUAAAUGUCAGCACAGUCUUACAUAGUUACAUUCUGACUGAAGGUAAUCAAGAAAGUUUAUAAAAUGUGAUGUGUAUGUAUAUAUGUGUCCUCUUAAAGAUAGAUGUUUUCCCUGAUCCUUUUUUAUACCAGUUCAAAUUUGGAAUUUACAUUAUAUACAUAUACUUUAUUGUUCUAAAUAAAGAUAUUAUGCACUGCC
Dromaius novaehollandiae (emu) is the source of this 5436-nucleotide messenger RNA. It is a transcript of the gene KITLG, whose product is annotated as KIT ligand. Gene Ontology annotation, cellular component: plasma membrane. Gene Ontology annotation, molecular function: cytokine activity; stem cell factor receptor binding. The record is from RefSeq and is a predicted model, not a curated record. The transcript is spliced from 10 exons. Lineage: Eukaryota; Metazoa; Chordata; Aves; Casuariiformes; Dromaiidae. Bases 512 to 1369 code for a protein of 285 amino acids. Gene Ontology annotation, biological process: positive regulation of cell population proliferation; cell adhesion.